AAAUUGAGGCAUUGGUCAAAAACAAGAAGGAUGCAUGGGACAGGUAGAAGCAGCUGUGAUCAAGUGCAUCCCUGGAGGAGUUUCUGGAACUAAGGACUAUACUGAAAAAUGAGAUCUGAAGGACAAAAAGGGGUCAGGAGAUAGCUCUGGUGACAAUCCCAAAAUAUUUCUUAAAUACAUAACGGGGAAAAGGAUAAUUAGAGAGAGAGUGGGACCUCUCAGGAAUCAAAGUGGUCAUCUCUGUGUGGAGCCACAGGAGAUGGGCAAAGUCCUCAAUGAGUAUUUCUCCUCCGUAUUUACUGAGGAGAAAAACAGUAGGAUGGAGGAACUUGGGGCAGUGUCUUGAGAGCAGUCAGUGUUAUCAUCGAAGAAGUACUGAAGAUAAAUCAAUCAUCAAGUCACACAACAUAGACAACAUUAAGUACAUGUGUAAAUUCUGAAACUGAUCUCCAAAUCAACAUUGUUACUUCAAUGAACCAUACAAGAUGAUGGCCAUAGAUUAACAUAUGGAAGACAAAAGUCAAAAUACAAAAUACAGCACCGCCAAAAAUCAUGAUCCAUGACAAGACCGUGGUCAAUGUGUAUCACUUUCCAUAUCUUUGAGAUACCUCUCAGGAAAGGCAGCCAUCAAUAACAAAAUUGACGCCGCUUGCACAGUCUUUGACCAUCUGCAGUAUAGGGUGUUCAAACAGCAUGAGGCUUAACCCAACAUCCAGGUCAUGUUUGCAAAAUCUUCAAGACCAAUAAAGUAGGUUAGGUGUGUCAAUAUUAGCACACCCUCCCAGACCAAAAUUUUCAGCUUCAAGGAUGCCAUAUACGAGUCUUCCGCGGAUGAGCACGUCACGGUUUUGGAAGUGGCAUAUGGAUGCAAUGCUCUUAAAGACACCAAUGUAGGAUUCUACUAUUUCGCCCUCUUGUUGGCUGCGGGGAAAAACAUGUGGUGCUCCAUGAUAAAGUUGGUGCAAAGUUGGCACUGGUCUCUGAACUUUCGGAAGAGGCAGGCCGGGUCUCUGAUGGAUUAUGCUGGGGUCACAACAUGUGUUACCGGAUCGGUAUGUUCUGAGGCGUAGUUGAAAUCCUGUGCCCGUAGGGCAGCCUCUGUGCCCACCACAUCGAGGAGAAUCACCGCAACGGUGUGGGGUGCAGCUGCAGGGUGGGCAGCAUCAAUGAGAAUCCCGAAUUCCACCUUGAAGAUGUGCCACCGUUCAGCAAGCACACUGUCGAACACCAAAGGAUCUGGUCUGCGUAAGGAACUAUCCAUUAUUCGAUGUAAAAAAAAAAAAAACUAUAAUAAAUUCAGCAAAAUAGUUGGAGAUGUGAUUCAAGACUGACACCAUGUUUAUUGGCGGCUCAAUAAUAAAACACAUUCAUGAUAAAGUCCAACUUUAUUUCCUCAAGUACACUGGGGCAUUUCAACAGCCAGCUGCUUGCGUCUGACUUUCUAACUAGUGCCAGAGCGAGAGAGAGAGAGAGAGAGAUAGAGACAGAGAGUCUUUGUGUAGUACCGUAAUACCAUGUAAAGGGUGGCAUGCAUAUUUGUGUGGUGAAAGUUAUAAAUGGCAUGAAUUAAUAAGGGUUAAUCUACAGGGAAUACUGCUCAAACAUCUCUUGAUAGGACAAACCUCUCAUCCUAGGGAUUAGUCUGAUGAAUCACAUUUGGACUGGACUGUCUCCAAAGCUUUUAUAUUAUUUUUAUGUAAGAGAACCAAAACUGUGUAUAGUGUUCCAGGUGUGGCCUCACCAACACCCUAUAACAAAAACACCCUUUUCUUAAACUCCAAUCCCUUUGCCACAAAGACUAAACUGCCAUUUGCCUUCUUGACUAUUAGUUCGAUCAGCCUGUUUACUAUGAACCACUCAUUUGCAGAAACUUCCCCUCAAUAAACACCAUUUUCCAAGUUUCUGUGCACUCAUGGUUCAAACACAUGGAGAAUCCAAAGGGAAAGUUUGUGGACAGUACAACUCACAUUAAGUCUCACGUUUUCUAUUUUACUAUGUGAAGAGCCCGCUAGCCCGCAUGCGCGUCACAGGAAGGGGGAAAUCCAAAAGUAAAACAAACACGCCUGUGGACUCAGACGAAUCGGGCUGGGAAGACUCGCCUCCUACUGCAGAUAGCGCCCUAGGGCGUUUAUCCCAAAUGGAGCGGUUAAUGGAGAAAAUGCUCCGACAAGACAUACUCCAGCAGUUGGAGUCAUGUCAGCGUGGGUCUCCUUGGAUGCCCACAGCAGCGCCUGGUGCAGGGCUGCACAAUGUCUCCCUCUCUGCGGAGGGGAGCAUACGGAGUCAGUACGCGGCUGGCUCUGAAUUCGGGGGAAUGGCUGAAGAAGCCUCAAGUGCGCUUGGGGUGCAUGAAGCUCUGGAUCUACCUGCCAUGGUCUCCAAAUUUGCGAUACCUUCGCAAACAGGGGAGCCGUUACAGGAGCAGCUGGCUGCGAGUAUUAAUUACCUUACCUCUCACCAGCUGCAGGAACAGGUGAUCACUGAAACAGCUGCCAAAUACAUGGCACCUGCAAAUUGCGCUUCACUGAAUGUUCCAGCUGUCAACAAUUCAAUUUGGGGAUACAUUGGAGGGGGCAUUAGGGCCCAAGAAAUUAAAAUUCAGAAGAAUCUCAAAUUGCUGACUUCGGGUAUACUGGCGUUUACCAGGUCUGUAGAUGAUGGGCCAUUAUCAGAUGAGCAGCAGGAUGUGCUAGCACUCAUGUGCAAUGCUCACUUUGAGAUCAAUUGUUUCAGGAAAGGUGCCAUCCGUCCUGCCCUAAACCCAAAGUUUGCAGGGUUGUGUAAAGCCAGCAACAUCCAGCCGCCAAACUUCCUCUUCGGGGAGAACCUACCAAAACAGGUCAAGGACCUUGAUGAAAAGGCAAAGGCUGUCGGGCUGAUUAAGGCGCCGUCAACCAGCAAGACCUCUCAAUUUCGGGCGGCAGCACCCCUAUGCAUCCACCAGCAAAAAACGGUAUCCUGCCACUGGUGA
Molecule: messenger RNA, 2971 nt
Organism: Leucoraja erinaceus (little skate)
Lineage: Eukaryota; Metazoa; Chordata; Chondrichthyes; Rajiformes; Rajidae
Exons: 2
Coding region: 2018-2971 (317 amino acids)
Source: RefSeq, a predicted model, not a curated record